UCUUAGAUUGUUCACUGGCUCUUGGACCGCUCGGGAGAUCUCUCUCGCUCUUUCACUCUUUCGCUCUUUCGCUCUCUCGAUCGCGCCAGCAGGGGAGUGAAAGUAUUUACUUGAGGAGGUUUUCUUAAACAAUUUUGAUUCAGUUUUGUUUGGAAAGGAAAGCAUGGAUCCUUCAACAACAUUGGAAGAUGAGGAUACUCCAACAAUGAAAACAAUUAAGGGGGCAACUAUGGGAUUGGCUGCUGGAACUAUCUGGGGUACUGUUGUUGCUACUUGGUAUGAUGUGCCUCGUGUGGAAAGAAAUGUAGCUCUUCCAGGACUAAUAAGAACUCUGAAGAUGUGUGGUAACUAUGGGCUUACAUUUGCUGCCAUUGGAGGGCUUUACAUAGGUGUUGAGCAAUUGGUGCAAAAGUAUAGGAUGAAAGAAGAUUUUGUUAAUGGUGCAGUGGGUGCUUUUGUUGCUGGAGCAUCAGUAUAUGGCCUCCGAGGUCCGAGUAUUUCGAGUGCCAUUGCAGCUGGAUCUGCUCUAGCUGUUACUUCUGCGGUGCUGGACAUCGGUGGUCAGAAAACAAGAUUCGACACCGGGAAAGAAUACUAUCCUUACACCCUUGAGAAAAGGCCACCGGCUAAUUGACGAUUUCUCCUUAGAUCAAAAACCUGAGCUGGAGCAAGUCAGAAAUUCUGUUUAAUCUUCUUUGUUAGAACCUUUCGGAAAAAAAUUCAUGUUUCUAAAAAACCCAAGAAAAAAAAAAACUCAAGAAAUAAUACUUGGGUUAGUUAUUUGUCUGAAUGAUUUUGAUGGUAUGGAAAUGUAACAUCGUUAAAGAUCAUUUUCCAAAACUUUAUUGUAGACUUCUUCUUGGUUAUUUACCCUUAAUGAAUGAAUGGUUCAGCUUGCCAAAACAA
Dioscorea cayenensis subsp. rotundata (Guinea yam) is the source of this 906-nucleotide messenger RNA. RefSeq names its product outer envelope pore protein 16-3, chloroplastic/mitochondrial. Gene Ontology annotation, biological process: protein insertion into mitochondrial inner membrane. NCBI's taxonomy places the organism in Eukaryota, Viridiplantae, Streptophyta, Magnoliopsida, Dioscoreales, Dioscoreaceae. Gene Ontology annotation, cellular component: TIM22 mitochondrial import inner membrane insertion complex. The transcript is spliced from 3 exons. The record is from RefSeq and is a predicted model, not a curated record. Gene Ontology annotation, molecular function: transmembrane protein transporter activity. Bases 164 to 634 code for a protein of 156 amino acids.